Molecule: messenger RNA, 1004 nt
Organism: Phalacrocorax carbo (great cormorant)
Lineage: Eukaryota; Metazoa; Chordata; Aves; Suliformes; Phalacrocoracidae
Source: RefSeq, a predicted model, not a curated record
CGCGUCAACACGUUGGGGUGGAGACAGGCAGCGCGCAGGGCAGCCCGAGGGAGGUCCCAGCAGACCCCGCGCGGCGCCGGAGGGGACCUCGAAGCACGGCGGCGCCAUGCCGAAGUCCAAGCGAGACCGCAAGGUGUCCCUGACGCGGACGCCCAGAAAGGGUUUGGAGGCCAAGCAGGCGCUGAUCGCCGAGCUGCGGCGAUGCGUGGACACAUACAAGUACAUUUUCGUCUUCUCCGUCGCCAACAUGAGGAACAACAAGCUGAAGGAUGUCCGGAACGCCUGGAAGCACAGCAGGAUCUUCUUUGGGAAGAACAAAGUCAUGAUGGUGGCACUGGGACGUGAGCCGAGCAGCGAGUACAAGGAGAACCUACACAAGGUCAGCAAACACCUGAGAGGUGAAGUCGGCCUCCUCUUCACUAACCGCACCAGGGACGAGGUGGACGAGUGGUUCUCCAAAUUCAGAGAGGUGGACUUUGCCCGUGCAGGGAACAAGGCGACGUACGCGGUGAGCCUGGACACGGGGCCCUUGGAGCAGUUCCCCCACUCCAUGGAGCCUCAGUUACGGCAGUUGGGACUGCCGACGGCGUUAAAGAAAGGAGUGGUGACGCUACUUUCAGAUUACGAAGUCUGCAAAGAAGGGGACGUUCUUACCCCCGAACAAGCCCGCGUCCUGAAACUCUUUGGCUACGAGAUGGCGGAGUUUAAAGUCACCAUCAAAUUUGUGUGGAAUUCUGAGACGGGAGACUUCCAGAAGCUUGUGGGAGACACAGCGGAGGGGGAGGAAGAGGAGGAUGACGAUGAUGAAGACAGCAAUGAGGACUAGCUGUGGUCCUUGGCUUGGACUCUAGACGGUUCUACUCUAUUUUAGAGACAAGAGGAGGAGGAUGUUUCCCUUCCCUGUUUGCACCCAGAGGAGAAGGGCGAUCAGCGCAAAUGUGCUUUUCAUAAAAGAUACCUAAUUAUGCUUUUUUUAAAAAUACAAAUCUAUAUAUAAAACUUGA